AUGGGCAUCAAGCGCUUUUUCAAAAUUAAGCCGCCAGAGGAGGAUACUCCUGAAAUGAACAGGGAUCAGUUAAAUGAGCUCGGUAUCCCUACGAAGAAUGUGAGACGGAGUAAGAAGGAGAAAUUCUCAGCUUACGGACGCUUUGCCAAAGAUAAUGCAAAUGACCGCUUCUACGCGCCUCCGGGCUACGAGAACUCCGGUCCAGCCGAUUCGUCAACUCUCAAUGAUUUGAAUAAGUCUGAAAUGGACUCUGAGGCUGAAAAGGACGGAUAUCUAAAGGAACCAAACAGAAGCAACUUCGACCCAUAUGCCAGGAAUAACGUGCAAGACCGUGACCGGAUCCAGGCUCCCGACCCAUAUUCUAGAGGCGCUUCAUACGGUCAAAGUUCUAGUAACCCAUACGGGCAACAGCGCUCGGCAGCAACGGAGCCUUACGCAGCUCAACAACCCACGGCCCAAUACGGCUCCAAUUCUGCGGCUCCCGGACCUACGUCGAAUCCUUAUAGCUCGUUGGCCAAUGAUCCCUACAGUGCCCCUAGUGGUAAUAGCAGCUAUGGCGGGGCUCCACAACAGAGGCCCGCAGCUAAUCCGUCCGGCCCUUCGAACAAUGGAAGAGCGUCGCAACAGAAAGGCGCUGCUUAUCCGGCAAGCAACAACUACGACAGCUAUGGAACCUACGGAAGCAACUCUCAGCAGAAUGCUAAUGUCGCCAGCGAUCCGUACAACCCUCGUGGUAGCACCUCAAGACCAAAUAUCCGCUCUUCUGAAAGUAGCCAGCGAUUCGCUCCUAACAAUGCUCCAACGGAUGAUACUUUUGAUUUCGAGGGUCGCUCAAGCUCUAUACCUAACCGUGGGGAGCCCGACGACGAUGAAGUCGACCUCAACGCCGCUAUGCAGGAUGAAGGAGAUGAUUUGAAUGGAUCUAUGCACGAGGGUUACGACGGCAACCGUUAUCCGGGUCAACAAUUUCAACAACAACAACAACAAAAACAAUACGAACCACAGCAGCAAGAUGGCUCUCGUGGUUUUCAGACGUUUGAAGAACUGCAACGGGAAAACGAACUCAAGCAACAACAGGAGGAAGACGAAGCUGUGGACGAAAUCAAACAGGAAAUCAGAUUUACUAAGCAAAGUUCUGUGGCCUCUACUAGAAAUACUUUGAAAAUGGCGCAGGAAGCUGAAAUGGCAGGAACCAAUACUCUCGGGAUGCUCGGUCAUCAAAGUGAAAAAUUGAAUGACGUUGAAAGAAAUUUGGAUUUGAUGAAGAUGCAGAAUAGAGUUGCUGACGACAAGGUGGCAGAAUUGAAGAAAUUAAAUCGUAACAUUUUGGCAGUUCAUGUCAGCAACCCAUUCACCUCUAAAAGGCGUCUGCGAGAGGCUGAAGACCGUAUCAGGAACCAAAGAAUUGAAGACAAAAUGAUGCAAAAGCAAACGAACGGUCGGCUACUUCAAUCCACUAACCGUAUCGAGGGUGCGAUUACUGCCUCAGGCCAAGAGGUCCAUGAUAGCGUGAAACAACGGUACCAGAAUCAGGCCAUCUUGGAGAAAUCUAAACGGUAUCAGUUCGAAAACGACGAAGAGGAUGAUGAAUUGGAACUGGAAAUUGACAAGAAUCUGGACAAAGUUGGCCAAGUUAGUGGUCGCCUUAAAAGACUGGCUAUUGCUGCAGGUGGCGAAAUUGAUGCGCAGCAGAAUCGUGUCAAGAAUAUAGAAGAAGACACCGACAACAUGGAUAUCAAGAUUCACUUGAACACCACUAGGCUGACACAAAUAAGAUGA
Molecule: messenger RNA, 1779 nt
Organism: Lachancea nothofagi CBS 11611
Lineage: Eukaryota; Fungi; Ascomycota; Saccharomycetes; Saccharomycetales; Saccharomycetaceae
Source: the annotation of a GenBank genome assembly